AUGUUCUCUGCCAUGCUGAUGGACGCCUACCGUGAUGAACGCCCCAGGAUCCGCAUCGCCUAUAGGACGGAUGGUCACCUCAAUCAACGGCGGAUGCACUUCCAAUCGCGCGAAUCCAAAACCACCGUUCGCGAACUUCUCUUCGCCGACGACUGUGCCCUCAACACCACUUCGGAAGAGGGCAUGCAACGGAGCAUGGACCUCUUCUCCGCCGCCUGCGAAAACUUUGAUCUGGUCAUCAACAGGCAGAAGACGGUGGUCAUGCAUCAACCGCCACCCAACACAGCCCCUCCCCCCAACGUGCCGCAAAUCAGCGUAGGUCGGUGCGCUUGCGCUCCCGCUGGAUAUAUGGGUCGUCCGCAUGGCUGCCCAGCCAUCCUCCUCCUUCUGAUCCGUCGUAGCGUUGAUGUUAUUGAUUAA
Messenger RNA from Spirometra erinaceieuropaei, 420 nucleotides. NCBI's taxonomy places the organism in Eukaryota, Metazoa, Platyhelminthes, Cestoda, Diphyllobothriidea, Diphyllobothriidae. The record is from the annotation of a GenBank genome assembly.